ACAGUACGGUCUGUGGUCGCAAAGUAUUAUUUAUUUUCUUUGAGUUUGUUCGGUUUCUCCUAGAAUUUAAAAUAGAUUUAUGUGAAUUUAUUUAAUUAAUGUAUUGAGAUUGAUUCUGACAAAAUGAAUUCAUUUCUCGAUAGAGAGAUGGAAUUGGGUGAUACAGACCAUUUAUUAGAUAAAAUGUUAUGUGAUUAUGACGAUACUGUAAUGUCUUUGCCGGCCUUUGAAGCUGAACCGCAUCUUCUAAUAUCCAAAGUUCGUAAACAUUAUUUUGAAUAUGUGAUAAAGUUACUUUCUGUCAACUAUGAACAGAACCAAAAACUCCUCAAUAAGAAUAUUUAUUUGCCAAGCGCUAUCUGGAGGUGCGCGAAAUCUAUAGAAAUGAAUGCUGCACAGACGUGCAUGGUUGUGCAACUAUAUAGAAAAAGUAUUGUUGCAGUUAUCAAAGAAUUAAAAAGUGAUACAAAGAAUGGUAAAUUACACAGAAAAUUGUUUGAAUAUCUCCGCACACCUCCUGGAAAUGAUAAAAAAACACAAACUGAGCCAAUUAAUGUCAAUGACUGUAUGUGUCAAUGCGCCUGUAACUCACAGAAGAAACGCCGUAAAGUACCCAUGUCUCCCGUGGGCAACCAUAUUGAUAAGCUAAAUAAUGGAACAGCUGCAGAAUACCAGAACACCAAUCAACCCAUAUACACUAUACCAGUAAUAGAGAACCUACACGUAGAUAGUCCACAAAUGGCUAAAGAAAAAAAUCUCAUCAGUGAUCAAACACUUCAAACUCAAGGCAUGCCAGUUAUGCUCACUAAACCAAAUAUGUUAUCAAUGAAUCAAAGCACAAGAAUGUCCAUUGAAUCACAGGAUUCAGAUGAUUUAAUGCAACAGAUGGAAAAGCUGUUCCAAGGUGAUUCACAGGAAGAUGAUAUUUUUGAAGGUGGACUGUGUGAUGCUUAUGAAACUAUAGUACAUGAAGAUGGAGCCAAAAAAAGUACUGAACCAAAUUCUGCAUCAAUCCCAGAAUCAGUGAUAGAAAAUCAUGCAGCACAGAUCAAGUCAUUAGAUGAAAGAGUAUCUUCUCUUGUUGGUCUUUUGGUCAAUACCAAUGACAGUAAUAUUCCACAAGAAAAACCAGAAGAAAACCCAAAAAUAAAAAAAAGAAACUCUAGUAAGUGGAUUUGUGAGGAAUAUUUUCUCAAAUUAAAGCUGUAUGAAUUGUUAGAUGAAAUAGGGGAUAAGAACAGAAAAAAGCUUGCUCGGAUAAAAGAAAUGUUUACCGAGUUGUUUGGUGAUGAUAGUGAUGAUGAAGGUAUCAUGUCACCUCUGGAAGAAACGCCUGAAUUUGUUAUCAGCUGCAAAGAGCGUAUUGCGCCUUGGGUCAUAAAACUUCUCACACCAUUUUACAUCAAAGGACGGAUUAGAGGCAGAGCACUGUUUAAAGCAGUAGCUAAGCAUCUUAUACGGCUGAUAUAUCAGUGCAGUAAAUACCCUCACGAAUAUGAAGUUCACAGUUUUGUAUCAGACUUCCUUGAGAAUCAUAAAAUGAUAAGAUGUGAAGCUGAUUUCAAGCAAUUUAGGAUUGAUAAUUUGUGAACACCACUAAAUUGUUAUAAUGCAAGUUUUGUUUUCGUUAUGUAAAAGGGAACAAUAAAUCAUUUAUGUUUACUGCCUGUUA
Molecule: messenger RNA, 1672 nt
Organism: Ostrinia furnacalis (Asian corn borer)
Lineage: Eukaryota; Metazoa; Arthropoda; Insecta; Lepidoptera; Crambidae
Exons: 5
Coding region: 124-1590 (488 amino acids)
Biological process (GO): regulation of DNA-templated transcription
Cellular component (GO): chromosome
Source: RefSeq, a predicted model, not a curated record